This is a messenger RNA of Penicillium salamii, 1434 nucleotides long. The record is from the annotation of a GenBank genome assembly. Lineage: Eukaryota; Fungi; Ascomycota; Eurotiomycetes; Eurotiales; Aspergillaceae.
AUGGAAACUCCGGUUCGGCUGUCGCCACAAGUCCAGCGGAUCCAACAAAGCUCGCCGUAUACCGACAUAUUCACCGGUGCACCUGCCUUCGUUCUGUCUCGACAAGAUACGCAGGGUCAAAACCCACCGCAGACCCAUGCUCACCCUCAGCCCAGUCGGUGGGAAAACCCUACAGGCUGGGGCGCUCGUCACGUCAAUGAUACAGCCCCGUUUACGCUAUGGGAUCCAGAAAAACGCCAGUUCCGAUCCCCAGAUAAAACAGAACUGGGGUGGAUUUGGAAGAAAUUUGGCGCUGCACACCUCGGACUGUGCGGUUGGUACAUGUGGAUUGAGACUGAAACCCCUCCUCGGCCGAUUCCUUUGACUGUCGGAUGCAUGCCGGUGACAUUUUCUGGGCCUGGGUCAUAUGCCACCGAUUCCAUUCCAGAAGCCCCGUAUCCGAACCCGCGGAUUGCAGAUCCCUGUCCGACCCUUACUUGGCCCAAGAUGGCUUUCCCAACAAAACAGCAGAAUGUCGCGCUCCUUACAGCUCUGAGCCCCCUGGCGCACAUACAGGCAGUGUUAUAUUUACCUACCUGGACCGUUGUUGAGCUGUCUUACGGUGAUGGCCGCAUUUAUGAGCCGGGAUCCUUACCUGGGAUAGUGGCAGGUCGUACCACACUAUACCACCAUGGCCCAGAACCCUUCCAUGCCAGAAUGAAACAACAGACUCGAGCCCGGUAUGUAGAUCCUUUGCAAUAUACGGCAAGCUCGGGGCCUUUGCCUCAAGAUUAUUCGAACUAUCUGAGGCGUUCAUACCUGAGCCCAGGGUGCAGAGUCGAGAGUGGCCUUGGCCCUACCGGAUCUCGCUAUGAAUCUUCCAGCGCAGCAACCACAUUGGGAAUUAAAAUCCGCAAUGGUCGAGGCGAUGAGUUUGUGACAGUAGCUCACCAUGGUUUUCUACACUUGGGCGACGUUCAUCACCCCAAAACUGGAGAGGACAUCAUUGGCACGAUUUCAGAUACUCGCCCGGAAUUAGACGUUGCAUUCGUGAAGCUGACGCCAGCAGCCUCGGCAAAUUUCAGGAAUGACUGUUAUUUUCAAGCGGAACCAGCCCAGAGGCUUGUAUCAGGCGAUGUCAUUGAAGCAGGCACAUGGAGCGAAGUGGAGGGGAUGAGCUCAGGAUUCAUUAGCCUAUUGGCGAUCGGUCGACGCUUCGAUGCCCCUGAACGCCCCCCAGGCCACCCAACGAUCCCAUUUUUCAAGUGGAGGGUAUCGAAGGUUAAUGCAAUUUUUGGGGCCAUGAACCCCACGAUAUCAGAGGGAAUUUGCGGCGCCCCAAUAGUUCAGUGUCAAACAGGCGAGGUAGGUGGCUUUUUCCAUCUAUCCGAUGGAACGAAUUGCCUUAGUGCGGACCUAGAUGAUCUGAUCGCCGAGGGGUGGCAAGUGGUCUAA